AUGAAUGCAGCAAUGAUGUAUGAGGACACAUCUGUACAUUACCAUAUAUUUAUUGUAUUUCCAGCAGAUGGAUGUAACAGAAGAAAUAUACCCCAGGAACAUCUUGCUUUAUCUCCAGACUGUGAAAUAGAAGAUACCACACGAAAUUCUCCAGGAGAAACCCCUUUUAGCCUAAUUAUGCAUUCAGUACUCCACCGUGCAGAUAUGUCUUCUGAUCUCUCUUCUCAUGAGGAAUAUUGUACUGAUAACUCAGAUAUUGGUCUAUCUAUUACAGCUCUUACAGUAGAUAAGGUAUUUCCUAAUAAUGCAGAUGAUAAAUGUAUUUCACAGGACACAAAGCUUAUUGCCCACAAGCCAACUAAGAAACGUGGGAAGCGAUUUUCAUGUUCUCACUGUGAGAAAUGUUUUAGAGAUAAAACAGCUCUUGUUAUACAUGAGAGAACUCACACUGGUGAGAAACCAUUUGAAUGUUGUGAGUGUGGGAAAGGUUUUGCAGUCAAAUCUGCUCUUGUUACACAUGAAAGAAGUCACACAGGUGAGAAACCAUUCAGAUGUUCUGAGUGUGGGAAAUGUUUUACAAUGAAAGCAUCUCUUGUUUUACAUCAAACAGUGCACACUGGUGUGAAGCCUUUUUCAUGUUCUGAGUGUGGGAAAUGUUUUAGAGACAAGUCGGCACUUCUUAUACAUCAGAGAACUCACACAGAUGAGAAACCAUUUUCAUGUACUGAGUGUGGGAAAUGUUUUACACAAAAAUCACAUCUUGCUACACAUCAGAGAACUCACACAGGUGAGAAGCCAUUUUCAUGUUCUGAGUGUGGGAAAUGUUUCAGAGAAAAAUCACAUCUUGUUGUACACGAGAGAAGUCACACAGGUGAGAACCAAUAUUCAUGUUCAGAGUGUGGAAAAUGUUUGAGAAACAAGUCAAGUUUUCUUAUACAUCAGAGAAUUCACACAGGUGAGAAUACAUUUACAUGUUCUGAGUGUGGGAAAUGUUUUACAAGCAAAUCACAUCUUGUUAGACAUGAGAGAAUUCACACAGGCGAGUCCUUUUCAUGUUCUGAAUGUGGAAAAUGUUUCUUUGGGGACAAAUCAGCUCUUGCUAUACAUCAAAGACAUCAUACAGGUGUGAAGCCAUUUCCAUGCUCUGAGUGUGGGAAAUGUUUUAUACAGAAAUCAGCACUUGUUUCACAUCAGAAAGUUCAUACAGAUGAGAAGCCGUUUCCAUGCUCUGAAUGUGAGAAAUGUUUUAGAAAAAAAUCGCAACUUGUUGAACAUCAGAGAGUUCAUACAGGUGAGAAGCCAUUUCCAUGUUCUGAGUGUGGGAAACGUUUUAGAGUAAAAUCAGCUCUCGUUGUGCACGAGAGAACUCACACUGGUGAGAAACCAUUUUCCUGCUCUGAGUGUGAGAAAUGUUUUUCGGACAAAUCUCAGUUUUCUAGACAUCGAAGAACUCACACAGGAGAGAAGCCAUAUUCAUGUGCUGAGUGUGGGAAAUGUUUUUCAGACAAAUCUGUUCUUGAAACACACAAGAGAAGUCACACAGGGGAGAAACCAUUUUCAUGUGCUGAGUGUGGGAGAUGUUUUAUUAAUAAAUCUUCUCUUCUUGAGCAUGAGAGAAUUCACACAGGUGAGAAACCAUUUUCAUGCUCUGAGUGUGGGAAAUGUUUUACACGGAAAUCAAAGCUUGUUUCACAUCAGAGAUCUCACCCAGGUGAGAAUCAAAUUUCAUGCUCUAAUUGAGGAAAAAGACAGUAAUCUGAUCUUGUUAAAUAUUCAGUUAUUUACACCAUUUUAGACAGGUGAAAUAUUAGAAAGUAUUUUAUCUAAAGAACAAAUGAUGUUAUAAUAUAUAAAGGGUUGAAGUGGAAGCAUAUGCGCUACUGUUGAAAU
Pseudophryne corroboree (corroboree frog) is the source of this 1890-nucleotide messenger RNA. Its product is annotated as gastrula zinc finger protein XlCGF26.1-like. The record is from RefSeq and is a predicted model, not a curated record. Lineage: Eukaryota; Metazoa; Chordata; Amphibia; Anura; Myobatrachidae. Bases 1 to 1740 code for a protein of 579 amino acids. The transcript has a single exon.